AUGAGAAUUUUCUCAUCAUCGUACACUUUCGACUACUCUUGGGAAGAGGUCAGCACGAACAACUGGCGGAAAUACUGUCCAUGGAAUGACAAGGCCUCGCACGUUCUGGCGGUCGACACGCUAUCCCGCCACGUCGAUCCCGAGACUGGUAUCCUCCGCACCGAGCGUCUCAUUACGUGCAAGCAGAACGCACCUCAAUGGGUUUUGAAUAUUCUCGGCGGAGAUACAACCAGUCAUGUAUACGAGGUGUCAUACGUCGACCCGGCGGCGAAGAAGGUAACCAUGUGCAGCACCAACAUGACCUGGUCCAACCUGCUGGAGUGUCGAGAAACCGUUGUGUACCAACCCUCCUCACAAGACGCCAACGGAAAGACAGACUUCAAGCAGGCCGCCAAGAUUGUGGCAUUGUGCGGGGGUUGGCAAAAGAUUCGCUCCAAGAUUGAGGAGGUGAGCGUGGAAAGAUUCCGAGAAAAUGCGGCACGGGGACGAGAAGGCUUUGAGACGGUCUUGGAAAUGUCUCGAAGGGCAUUCGGCGAAGAGCGAGAGAAAAUAAACAUGGGGCAACCGGCUACUAUAUAA
Capronia epimyces CBS 606.96 is the source of this 579-nucleotide messenger RNA. RefSeq lists its product as uncharacterized. Gene Ontology annotation, molecular function: phosphatidic acid transfer activity. The transcript has a single exon. Gene Ontology annotation, cellular component: mitochondrial intermembrane space. Lineage: Eukaryota; Fungi; Ascomycota; Eurotiomycetes; Chaetothyriales; Herpotrichiellaceae. The record is from RefSeq and is a predicted model, not a curated record. Bases 1 to 579 code for a protein of 192 amino acids. Gene Ontology annotation, biological process: phospholipid transport.